Molecule: messenger RNA, 6384 nt
Organism: Apis cerana (Asiatic honeybee)
Lineage: Eukaryota; Metazoa; Arthropoda; Insecta; Hymenoptera; Apidae
Gene: Osi16
Product: DUF1676 domain-containing protein Osi16
Cellular component (GO): membrane
Source: RefSeq, a predicted model, not a curated record
CACUUUCCUUUCGAUCCAUUCUUCGGUCCAACGAUGCCACGACUGUUAAAAUAAUUAAAUAAAUAAUUAAAAAUCUAUAAUCGCUAAGGUAAGCGGGUUAUCUUUGGCGAGAGGGGAAGGCUAACGACCCAAAUAGAGGAGUGAGAGAGAGAGAGAGAAAGAGAGAAAGGACGACAGGUGGGGAAGAGAGAACAGGUGGGAGAGCAGGGAAGGGGAAGGAAUCGAGGUCACUGUGACGCGAAAGGUGGGAAAAGUGGCCGAGGCAACGAUUGGCCGUUCGUCCUUCCCUCUUGGAGGAUCCUCAGGAUCAAGGGCACUGGGUCAUUGCCUCCACGUGGACCCCUACUUCGCGCUCUCCUCCCCUCCCUCCUAUUUGGUCGAUCGUUUGCCAUUCCUCUCCUCCAAGUGGGGAGGUAACGGUAUCGGUUGUGAUCGAGUCACGUGGAGAGGGCGAGAACCUCGGAUAUAUUACGAGCCGAUCGAGAGGACAGCACUGUCAAGAGGCCGGAGAACUCGAGGCGAGAAGUUGAUGAGUCGAAUGAUGGGCUUUUUGGGUUUGGAUUUCGAUUUUGAAUUUUCCUCACGAAGUUCCGUUAUUUCAAAGAUUCUUUUAAGUAUCUAUAAACAGUCUUCUUAAACAGGAUUGAUUUAUGAUUUUCGCGAAGAAUCGUGUAAACGAUUAGUGGUAGAUUUCUUUAAAUUUUCUCCUCUUCUUCGUUCGAAAUGAGGAUUCAAUUUUAUUCAGCUUAGCUCUUCUUCGAAAAAUAUUCGCAUCUUGAUGUACAACGAUCAUCUCCAUCGAUGAAUAAAGCGAGAGAUUUCCUCUGCGAACGGAAUCUACGAAAUCGAAAUAAUUUUAUCCGCUAUUAUUCCUUCUAUAAAGUCACUUCGAAUUGAAUCGUUAUUGAGAUAAUUUUACAAGAAAUGCACGCAAUAAUUGUAUUUCUUUUUUUUAAAGAAUUUAAACGAUAAUAAAAUAAUUGAACGAGGAAUUCGUAGCCUCGAAGUGAAAGAAUGCAAAAGUAUGAUCGCGCACGAAGAAUUUUCGAGCGCAUAACGGAUGCUCGUUCUCGAAUUAACGAGGUCUACGCAGCCAUUCGGCCAGUAAUCGAGUUCGUAAUCGAGUUCGUAGUCGACGUCGAUGCGCCUCAAUUUUUUUUUUCCCCCUUUUUUUCUCCUCCCCGUUCCACACACAACUCGAUAACGCGUGCAUUCGCUCGGCAUGCCUGAGAACAUUAGACGCGUGAACUGAGCACGAGACGGACGCUGGAAUAGGAAAAGGCUUCAGAGAAAUUACGGAAAUUGCCGUGAAACUAUUCCUUUUGAAACUGUACCGGAUUGGCAGAAAGCUUGAAUCGUAGAUUAUAAUUCAACGCAUUUUCUAAAACUGCCAAUAUUUCCUUUUAUUCCAAACUUCCAAUAUCACGAAUUAUUCGAAUCUCGACUAUCCUUGUUACACUGCAGUAUAUUAAAAUGACAAAUAUUUCGGACAGACAACUUAUUAUACGGAUUAUAACCGAUAAGUAAAUAAUUCUGUAAAUUCUUAUAUUAUGCAAACAAUGGAAAGCUUCGAGAAUCCAUCGAAACUAUCGAUUCUGCGAGGAAGGGGAAUACGAUCCAUCAUAGUCGGGCAUGCGAGCCGCUCCUCCUCGUCCGACACGCUUUUCCAAAUAACGUCGCCGCUCACCGAGGAAACGAUCUCCUUCGAGGAUCACCGAUCGAUCUUCGGGGAAUUCACGGCGACUUUCUCGAUACGUUCUAUGUCUCGAUUUUCGAAACGAAAACGGGGUGACCGCGCGCGAUAGCAACGGCGCGGUGCAAUUACGCUUCCGAUAUGUACAGGGUGUCUCGGUUAUAUUCGAAAAGUUAUCAACGUUCAAAAUUCAAUCCGGAAGAAAGACAAGUACGUGGAUACGUUUUUAAAAAAAAAGGUAGAAAUUUUAUAAUAAAUACCUUCUAUAGGAAACAUUUUACAAGAAAAAAAUCUUAUACUUUUCAAAAUUAUCUUCGAAUGCGUGAGAUAUUUUUAUCGAAUAAACUCGUGAUUCGAAUACACCCUGUAUAUAAAUCGACGAAACGGGAGAGAGAAAGAGAGAGGAAUUAGAAUCGUGGAAAAGAAACGGAGAUUGACCUGAUUGCGGAUUAGACAGGGACAGUCUUAUAAAAUCGAACUUCUCCAUCGAUGAUCGAACGGGCGAUUCGAUCCAGUUUUCUCCAGUUUCAAUUGCUAAUUGCCGCAAACUUGCCGGCCACUUAACCCAAAUAGAUAUCCGCGGAUUAGUCGAAUCACAGCUUUUAUUUCCACGCGCUUUUGCAUUAACUUUCAACCAGAAGUUAGGGAGGACAGGGGAAGCUAGUCGAUUUUCUUAUAUCACUCCAUGUGACGCGUCCGUAGAAACGUAGGAAUUAAGGACACUUAUGAAAUUGCGUCGUUGAUCGAUUUUAAUUUUCGCUUUCGCCCCGUCUCGAAAGUGGAGUAGCAAAGUGGCGUUUUCCAUCUUUUUUGCCCACGCCGCCUUUCGAACAAGAAUCAUUUAAUAGCGCACAAGGAGGAGGGGGAAGAGGAGGAGGAGAAGGAAGAUCGUGGAAUAACGACCCGGCCGAUGAAAUUCAGACGAGCCCGCGUCUGUCGCGUAUCAAAUGUGGCAGAAGGAUAGUAACAGUAUACGAGAAACAGUUAUGGGAAACAACAGGGCCCAUUCGCGUUUCACCACUUACGGCACAAUUCGAUUUGGAUCGAUCGAUUGGAAAGGCGGUGAUCGAUCGAUGAAAAUCGAGUCUAUGGAAUCCGUAACACUAUACAUUUUCUAAUGACUCCAUCCAACCUCGUAUCAACGAUAAACCUUUCUAUCCAAAAUAAAAUUUCACUUUUUAGAAAAAUUUGAUCGAAGAAUCAGAUCUAUACGUUUAAAAUAUUCCUGAUUCGCUACGAUUUGAGAUAAUAUUUUUAUCUGACCCGAGGGGGAAAUGUUAAAGUUUUGUGAAAAAAUUAAAAAAUUUACCAAUAAAAAAUUUGGAAGAAAAUCCGAUUCGAGGACGAUCGAAGAGGAUCGGCCGAUUCCGGCGCGAGCGGAUCGCGAAACAAGAGCAGCUGAGCGGAGAUCGCGCGAUUAUUAACGAAAGGAAGGCGUUGCGGUAAAAGGAAGUGGCGAAAGAAGAUAGAUAGGUGGAAAAGAAGGCUAAUUCUCUCCUUUCCGGCACACCUGUUGGCCGAGCAGCGUGCGAGCGCAUCGCCCUGCCCGUACGAAAUGCAUGUAAACGGCGGCCAAUUUUUUACCACGCUCCAAACUCCACGCCCUAUUGACGGUGGAUCGUUUCUCAGCGGAAUGCGCUCGAAUCUUUCACGCGAUUCGCGCGCUUUGUUUCGAGAAGCUCUAAAUAUUUAGUGAAAUACGACCGAGUGUAUACUCUGAAUCCUAUCCAACAAAGCUUCUCUUUAAUUCCAAUUUGACUCGAGUUGGUUACGUCGAACUCUCUUACUUCGCGUUUUUGUUUUUUUUUGUUUUCGCCAAAUUUCACGUUCAAACGAUUCACGCACGCCAUUUUCUUCCUCCGAUGACAAAUUUCAACCAAAUAAAUUCUUCGAUCGACUUCUUCCGAUUUAAAUGAUUUUUAAAAAUAAUAUUUAAUAAGAUCCGAUCAGAUUCGAGCCCAGGAAAUACGGAAAAGUCGGCGAGUCAGAUGAGCGCGUAAAAUCACAAUUUCCGCGAUCACGCGAUUUCCAUCGAUGCGCUGCUCUCCAAAGAUGCUCCUCUGGAUCCUCCUGCGGAAAUUGGCCACUUUCUCGCUGCCAGAUCCGUCUGCAGCGCGCGCUCGUCGUCGUUGGAGCGUGGCGCGCGAAAAUCCAAUCUCCACCGAGUUAACCGGUCUAAUUUAAAGUAGGCCUGCUCGUUUCGCUCCAAGCCGAUGUAAAUAUAACGUGCGCGCAACGACUCCACUCCUCCCUCUCCCCGCGCCGUUUUCGUAAAUACACCGAUUUUCGCUCGCAACCGGAUGUAAAGCAAGCCUCCGUUUUGCCGGGUCGAUCGACGACCACCGCCGACCGCCUCGAUUUCGUCGUCGAGAUCGAAAGUGGUUCACGCCGGGUUCGUUACUGUCGUCGUCCGAUCGAUCCGCAACACUCGAUCGAUCGACCGACCUUGUUCCUUUUCUUCCACGACCGAGUAAAACGCACACAGAUUUACGGAAAAUGGUGGACAAACAAUUUCUUCUGCGUUAUAUACGUAUAUACACACGCAUACCCCCCACUGUAUACGUGCAUUCGAUACAAACAAGAAUUAACGUAACAAUUUGCUCGAUUUGAGCGACAUCGCGUUAGAAACUUUCCGUGCUAAUAAUUUUUAGAUCACGGUAUCGAAUCGAUACCGAGGGGGAAAAAAGGCAAUAAUCCGCGAUUCACACCGUGAGGCGUGAAUGGGCGAUCCGAGGUGAUCCAACGAGGCUUCGCUCUCAUUAUAGCGUCUCCGGUAUCUCCUUUUUUCCCCCCGCGAAUUCGACAGAGAUUCGAAUUCUCCGCUCUAUUUGACGCUCCCUCUCGCCGCUUGACGCCAGCCAAGGCGGCGGCGGCGGCGGCGGCGGUGGUGGAUGCCCCUCGCCUCCUCUUGGACCGCCGCGAAGCAAGAGAGCCGCCGUCGUCUCUCCGUUGCCUCUCUCGACUUAGGAGAAUGUAUGGAACGGGCCGAAAGGCAAAAAGGAAAAAGGACUACCCGGUGAUUCGCUCUAUAUAUACUGCAACUAUCCGAGGGUAUGUCCAGUGCACGGUACGCGCCUCGUCCGUCAGCUUCGGCCUACCGUCCUACCAUCGAGCGCAGUCCUAGAACCAGCGAGACUACUCGCGCCGCCGGAUCCGUUCGCCAACCAGCAGGAUCGCGUCAAGAUCUCGGGGGGAUCUCGAAGCCAUCUCCGUGACACGAUAAAGUAACGAAAAACGGAAGGAAGGAAGCAAUGAAGGGAGUAAUGAAGGUUAAACGAAGUGGCCAACUGUUGGCGGCUAUUCUGCUUCCCAUUCUUCUGCUCGGUUCCGCGGCCGGCGAGAUCGAGAGACGCACCUCGAAGCAGAUGGUCGAGGACUCGGCCGAGAGUCUGGCCUCGGGCUUGAGCAAGGAUUGCGGCAAGUCGUACAGCGCCACCUGCCUCAAAUUGGACGUGGUCUCGUUCCUCGACAGGCUGUCCGAGCAGGAGGACAUCAGCAUCCUGCCGGGCGUUUCGGUGAUCAAGGAGAACGGUACGGCAAACGUGCCGGCCUCGGAGGUGGUCGCAAAUCUGGCCAGAGAUUUCCCCAACGACGUGGAGAAGAGGCUGGACGCGUACCUCGUCCACAAGGUGGGAAGUUAUCUCAACAGCCACUCCAUCUCCAUCAAACUGUUCGAUCCAAGGACGUUCGAGGCGGCGAGAAAUUUUAACGAGGAAACCCUGGCUCAGCUUGGACUCGGCGGUGGCGGGCAAAGCGUUGGAACUGGGCGUAAGAAGGAGAAGGGCGGCAUGGGAGGCAUGAUGGCAGGUCUGAUGAUGAUGAAGGGCACGUUGGGGGCAAUCGGUUUCGGCGCCCUAGCUCUGCUCGCGGGUAAAGCGCUGAUGACGGGCCUGAUGGCUCUCAUGUUAUCGGCCAUCGUCGGUCUGAAAUCUCUGGCAAGCGGGGGCGAGAAGAAGACCACCUACGAGAUCGUGAGCAAACCGGUGUACUCGAGUUCUCACACUCACAGCUCGGAGGAGCACCACGGCCAUGGUUACGGGCAUUCAGGAUACGGGAGAUCCCUGGACGCGAUCCACGAGGACGUGGAGCAGGCCGUUCUGAAGUACGGCAACGUGCGGGACCGUCGAUCGUUGCUUCGACAAAAUUAAGAAACUCGUGAACGGAGGGGCCGCCGGCGACUAACGACAGCCGGUGCCAGAGAUCUAGUAGCACGUCUCUACCUCACCGAGUCUCCACACUUCAUUUCCUCGCCUUCUCUUCUCCACUUUUCCAUUCGUAUUCUUACUUGCUCUUUCCUCCUCGUCUUCGUCACCAUCUCCUCUCCACACUAACUAUUACGUUCCUUUUCUUAUAUUUUUAUUUCUCUCUGUCUUUCUUCUCUCUUUCUCUCUUUGUCACUCAUUCAUCAUUCCUUUGUUUUCUCUCUUCAUUCAUCGUUUUUGGCUCUCUCUCAGUUUCAUUACACUGUAAUCUCCAUCACCGUCACCGAGCUAUAACUCGUAGAUUCGUAGGUAUUUAUUUUAUAUUGGAAUCAUGCUAUCGCCACCUCCACACGGUCACAAGGCUCGAGAGAAGAAGCUGGUCGUUGCACACGGACCAUCCUCGAAUCGUGUACAUGAUUUUCUCUUUGUUAUUUAUAUUGUAUUUAUUACUCAUUGUAAAGUUUUAAUAAAAAAUCAUGUUUUUAAGAA